Messenger RNA from Oncorhynchus keta (chum salmon), 3765 nucleotides. RefSeq names its product up-regulator of cell proliferation-like. Gene Ontology annotation, molecular function: GTP binding. The coding region runs from base 426 to 2960 and encodes 844 amino acids. NCBI's taxonomy places the organism in Eukaryota, Metazoa, Chordata, Actinopteri, Salmoniformes, Salmonidae. The transcript has a single exon. The record is from RefSeq and is a predicted model, not a curated record.
CACCAUAGACCACCAUCGUUUGGUUUCCAUGUGCCAUAUAUUUUUCAAUUGUGCUGUGAUGUUUUACAAACAUUUAGAACCUUUCUAGUCAGAGUAUCCACAGAUUGUGACCUUAAGAUGAAAACCUUUCCUACGAGUAUUAUUCUAUCAUUUAUUGAUUAUGGCUUUUCAUAUCACCCAACACUGUUAUUUGUAAGGUUCAUUUUAAGCGAAUGUUGUAAUGAAGUAACCUACUUAAGUAUUAUCUCUGGUGUCAAACUGACUAGUUAUCUAAAGGACUGUAAUGUAAAUGAACUAAUCAUAAUGGAUGUGUCAGAGUGGGAUGUAAAGGUACAGUAUCUUCCCUGAUGAGAAAUAUAUGAUGGUGAUUUUCCUGAAUAUUUCAUAUUUCCUGAUCUUCCUUUCUAUCUACAGGAUCCUAUCUGAUGGAGCUGUUGUCAAAGACUGGACUAGAAGAUCAUUAUGAAAACAAGCUGACGUUAAGUUCUGUCCUUGAGAUAAAUGCUGAUACUACAUCAGAUGAACCUCUUACCACUAUGCAGUCACUUCCAGGGGCCUUCCUGAAGAAGUUAAUGAUGGCAAAUCUGAAUGCUAGGAGUGUCAAAUGUAUGUCCACUGAUGCAGAAGUUUCAUUUCCGGGUACAGACCGUUUUGAGAAUCUAAAAAGUGACUCUGAUAACAGUGAUGUCAUUAAUCCACUGGACCUGAUAACUGCCCUGUUUCUGUGUUCAGAUGGUUUCCUGCAGCAGGAGAUGGUCCAGAAAAUGUCCAUGUGUCAGUUUGCUGUUCCUCUUCUGCUGCCCAACUGUGACACAGAACAAAUCACUUUGAUGCUGUGGGCCUUGAGGGACAUAGUGAGGAAGUUUAGACUCUCUACCCAAACAGACACAAAGGCUUUUGUGGAGGAGAGAAUAGUUCUCUCUGAUAUUCCCAUGGUGUCCUUUGUUAGGUUAGGUGAGAUUAGAGUGUCCAAGUCUCAGAUCUUGAACAAACUGCUUAGUAACCCUCAGCAGUACCAUGAUACAUUUGUUCAUCAUGAUAUGGAAUGUGGUGACAUCACUCAUAGAAUCUCAGAUGGUCUGGUUGAAAUCAGCUGGUACCUUCCAUGUGGGAACAGAAACAUAGACAUCUUCACUAAGCCUGUGGUGGUGGCCAAUCUCAGAGGAGACAUCAGGUCCUUUGAAAAUCAGUUCUCCUUUCUGUGUCAAACAUCAGCUGCAGUUUACAUUUUCACUGAUGAUUUAAAGGCAUUUCUCAAUUUGUUGAAAAGCAAAAACACAAAAGCAGAGUUAUUUCUGGUCGUCAACUCUCAAAGAAAAUCAUUCAGAGUAGACACAUUAAAACAAAUUAUCACAAACUGCAGUAUCAAUGACCAAAAUGUGAUUGUCAAGAAAAAGAAAAACGAUGCAGAAUUUGUCAAAACGCUGCAAUCAUCUGUUGGUGACAUCAUUGAAAAUAGUCCAGACCGGUUGACAGUGGAAAACAUGACUGACAUAGCUCGUCACAGUGGGAUUCUGGUUGAUGAAGACGGUGAUGACUGUCAGAGUGCCAGGAAGAUGGCAGAUGAAAUCACCAGCAACAUCAGAGACACAGUCAAAUUUAAAGACAAACAGCUACCCUUACAAGGGCAAAUCUGGAAAAAGCUUUCCCAGUUGGAGAAAGAGAGAUAUAGACUGAGAAAACAAGGGGAUCAAGACAUUGAACACUACAGGAGCUCUCUGAAGAAAAGGGAGGAAGAGCUGAGAAAGAAACAAUAUACAUUUUACAUGUCAGAUGCAAUGAAAAGCUUCAUUUUAGGAUUGUCAGGUUCAGGAGCUGAGUGUUCCUAUUUCCUCAAAUGGAUGCGGAUAAAUCUGGACAAUCUGUCACGUCAGAACCUGUCUGCUUUGCGGGACCAGUACAAAGAUCUUUGCCAAAAUUCUCCUGAGAAAAAAGACGACAUUAAAGAUUUGGAUAAGCAAUUAUCUGACUGUUCCUUGGGUCUUGAACACUUCCUGCGUGAGCUGGGCCAGUUAUAUGAAGCUGCCUGCUCCCUCCCUGAAGACAGUCCUCAAAGGAAACAGAUGGAGAAGCUCCCUGGAUUGUGUGCUCAGAUGCUGUUGGAUGGUUUCCCCAUUGAGCUUGUGGAUGGAGAUGCAUCAAAUAUCCCUCUGAAAUGGAUAUCAGCUGUUCUGACUCAGCUUCAUACUCUUGUGGACUCUAACAGCAAGAUCCGGGUUGUUACAGUUUUAGGGGACCAAGGUACUGGGAAGUCCACUCUCCUCAACACCAUGUUUGGGGUCCAGUUUGCUGUCAGCAGUGGAAGAUGCACUAGAGGGGCCUUCAUGCUGCUGAUUAAAGUCAACAAAGAACUCAAGGAGGAGCUGAAAUGUGACUUCAUCAUGGUGAUUGACACAGAGGGGUUGAAAUCACCAGAGUUGGCUGAACUUGAUAAACACUAUGAACAUGACAAUGAACUGGCCACACUGGUGAUUGGACUCAGUGAUGUCACUAUCAUCAACAUGUCCAUGGAAAACUCCACAGAGAUGAAAGACAUUCUGCAGAUUGUUGUUCAUGCUUUUAUCAGGAUGAAGGAAGUGGGGAAGAAGCCAGUAUGUCAUUUUGUGUACCAAAACAUGUCAGACAUGUCUGCUCAUGACAACAACAUGAGAGAACGGAAGAAGUUGUUGGAACAGUUGAAUGAAAUGACCCAGGCAGCAGCCAGAAUGGAGAAGAAGGAGAAUAUCACCAAGUUCACUGAUGUGAUGGAGUAUGAUCCAGACACAAGCAGCUGCUACAUCCCAGGACUCUGGCAUGGGACUCCCCCUAUGGCUCCAGUCAAUGCUGGUUACAGUGAGGCUGUGUAUGAUUUAAAAAAGAGCUUGAUGCAAGACUUAAUCAAAUGCCAGAGUAAUGAUGACAUGACACAUUUCCUGAAGUGGACAGAAAGCUUGUGGGAGUCUGUCAAAUUGGAUAAAUGAAUUUUCAGUGUCAGAAACAGCUUGGUUGCAGAUGCAUACACCAGUUAAUGCUUUAAGUACAAUGGUUGGAACGGUCCUUCAAGAAGGACAUUUAUUCCUGGAUAAUGGGUGCUGAAAGCAGAAUGUAAAACAGAUCCAAACCCCCAAAUGAGCAUAUGAAACGUGCUGAAGGACUUGUCCUGUCAUCCCAAUGGUGGAAGCAGCUUAUUACUGUCACUAGGACAGCAGAAUCCCUGCCCAUCAGGUUCUAAGUGUUCUAAGUUACCAGUUAGAAUAGUAGAAUACACAAGGUGCAAUUUAGAAAUGUGGUUUUAUAUCAGCAGGUUUUCUCUUGUUAUGUAAGUCACUGACAGUCAGUCAUUUAGCCCAUGUCAGCAAAACAUUUUUAGAUUGCUAAGUUAGUUUAGCGGCCAGCUAUCUAAACUAUUAUGGUUGAAUUACCUGCUGGGGUCUCCUAUUGAUUUUGUAUGUCAGUCUAACUCAGAUAUUAUAUUAAAAACUGCAACCAUUUUUCUCCAACCUACUGCAAUAUGUGUAGAAUUCCAGCAAACUUGCUUUAAAAUUGUCACAUUUUCUCUACACCCCAUGGCAAAAGGUGUGAAAUUGCACAAAGUUGACAAAAAAAGUGUACAAAAUGUAUCUCUGCUGUCAAAAUGCAAUACAUUUUAUUGUAUGGAUGUGGGUAUACAGACCUUCGAGCAACUGCGGCCCCUUAUGAGAGUUUUGUGGCCCAUCCCUGGUCUAUGGCAUGGAAAUAGCAGGUAUCCUUAAUGUUUUGUAUACUCAGUGUAUACAGUCAGGAUGG